Gamsiella multidivaricata is the source of this 1887-nucleotide messenger RNA. RefSeq lists its product as uncharacterized. Lineage: Eukaryota; Fungi; Mortierellomycota; Mortierellomycetes; Mortierellales; Mortierellaceae. The record is from RefSeq and is a predicted model, not a curated record. The annotation marks the transcript as partial. The transcript has 3 exons.
UUCGUGGACAUGUUGCUCAAAGAGGCGGACAAGACCGAGGCCGAGCGAGCCACGGAAGAUGCGAACAUGACGACGACUGAGAACGGUGCUCCCACAUACAUCUCCACAGAGGAUGCCCGGCUGGAUUUCUUCUUUGAAGUUCUCCAAAACACCAACCCAGACACGACCCGGCGGCUGGCCCGCGCCUCUUGGGCGGCGAAUCCAUUGGACACGCUUCGGCUGAUCUUUCAGUUGCGUUCGGUCGUGCAUGGCAAGGGAGAGCGCAGCGGAUUUUAUGUCUGUAUGGAUUUCUUGCGUCAUGAGCACCCGCAGACACUGCUUUACAACUUGCGACAUAUCCCCGAUCAUGGAUAUUGGAAAGAUCUGCUCAAUUGGCUGGUGUUUGAAAUUCGUGAUGAUAUCGAAGAGUACAAUCUGACGACAAGGCCCAAGAAAUCCAAGUCAAGCCGUGUCUGCGUGUCUUCUGACGAGGACGACGAACAGGUAGAGAAGAAGAUGAAAUGCGAGGACGCAGCUUCGAAGACCAACGCGGAUGGCGCAAGGUCCCGCAAGGAUAGGACGCCCGAGGAGCGGCAACGAGCCAUCGACGAGGCAGAGGAACGAAACCAGCGGCUUUCGGAGAGGGCUCGUGAGGAGCGGUUCGAACGCGAGAGUGCUCGACUGGAGCGAGCCAGGACCAUGUUCAAGGACGACGCGUUUUACAGAGCUCUGCAUUUGGAGGUCGCACGUCUGUUUGCGAAUGCGCUCGUACGGGACAAAGCUCGGUUGGAUCAGGGUCAAUCGAUUUCACUGGCUGCAAAGUGGUGUCCAAGUCUGAAUCAGCUCCACGACAACUACACCCUGAUUGCCAGCACGAUCGCCCAGAUUCUCUUUCCAGAGAAACGACCAGGGGAGGACCAUGUCGCGUACGUGAACCGAGUCCGGCGGCAAUAUCGUCAAGAGUACUAUGUACCUCUGCGGAAGGCAAUCCCGGUCCUGGAGAGCAUGAUGGCGGCGCAACGUUGGGAUGAGAUUGUGUAUGGCCGCGUGCCUUCGAUCGCGAUGAAGAACAACAAGAAGCUGUUCGAAGCCCAUGACAAAGAGCGGUUCUUAGAGUACUUGGUGUCUGUUUCCAAAGGUGAGAGCACGAUUGCAGCGCAGGCGCUGAUGCCUCACGAAUUGGUAGCCGAGGCGAUUCAGCACUGUAACCAGGGCAUGGACAAGGACGAUAUCAAGAUCAUGACCAUGGAGGCCCAAUGGAAGUCCUAUGUCGAACGGUUGGCCAAGACUGGGACCAUGGAAUCGGCUAUGGCUCUGUGCGACGUCUCAGGUUCGAUGUCGGGGACUCCGAUGAACGCGGCGAUCGCACUGUCGUUGCUCUUGACGCAGUUGAGUCGACCACCGUACAAUCGGGUAGUGUUGACGUUCUCGGGGUCGCCGCAGAUCCAUCGGGUGAAGGAGGACUCAUUGAUAGACCAGGUAGACUCGAUGCGAAAUAUGGACUGGGGCGGAAACACGGACUUGGCCAAGGCGUUCAGUCAUAUCCUCAAUCUGUCGUUGGAGAACAAGGUCGCACCGAAGGAUAUGGUUAAGACGCUGUUUGUUUUCUCGGACAUGGAGUUUGAUUGUGCAGUGGCCGGAGCACAAAGAAAUGGGGAAAUGUUCACAAACUAUGCGGUGGUGAAGCGGCGGUUUGAGCAGGCGGGAUACGAGCUGCCGCAGAUUGUGUUCUGGAACUUGAGGGGGUCGAACAGGGGUAACAAACCGACAAAGUCGACGCAGGAGGGCGUGGCGAUGGUGUCUGGAUUUAGCGGGAUGUUGAUGAAGCUGUUCCUGGAUGGCGGUGAUAUUGAUGAGGAUGAGGAUGAGGAUGAGGAUGAGGAUGAGGAUGAGGAUGAGGAUGAUGAU